AUGAACACCGUGAUUAGCCUCAUGAUGCCGAUUACGCUGCCGGACAAAGACGAACGAAAUAAAUCGAUGAAAACACAGGUUGACCGCCAUCACGCCUACGAAGUCGGAGACGCUGUCUUCGUCAAGGACUAUCGCUCAAAGCAGACUUGGAGCCCCGGAGUCAUCAUUCGACGUUUAGGAGCGGUAAACUACUUAGUGAACUGUCAAGGGAAUCAAUGGCAUCGACACGCAAAUCAGUUAAGACGACGGGAUCACCAGAAUCAGCGUCUGCUGCUGCAUAUGGACUUUGAUCUGCCGAUGCCUAUACGCCGCCCAUCGACCCCGACCACCGUUCCAACUCAACCAACGGUCGCUUUAACAGGAAACCAAGAACGUGCACCAUCAACUCCUACUACAAUACCAGUACACACCAGGACAACUCAAGGACCACCACUUCGCCGAUCAUCGCGAAACACUCGGGAACCAAGACGCCUCAUAUUGGAUCCCCGUCAAAAGUCCUACAUUUGGCAUCAACACUUCGCGGGGGAGAUACAGGGCGUUAGUUUGUUCGCCUGGUUGUGCAUAGACAAUCUCACAUUGUGUUGCCCUGAAGGUGAUUUCGGGCCGCAGUGUGAUAAAUGUCCAGGUUUGGCUGAAAAUGGCACCGCGUGCGCUGGACGAGGAAAAUGCCAUGGAAACGGAAGCCGAAAAGGAAGCGGCAAGUGUAAAUGCGAUGACGGAUACAGUGGAAAUCUGUGCAGACACUGCGAUGCUGGGUACUUCCAAGUUGAAAACGAGCAAGGAAAAAUUAUUACUUGCAAAAAAUGCUAUGAAGGGUGCUUCGGAGUCUGUAAUUCAGAAGGACCAAAAGGAUGUACAAAGUGCAAAAAUGGAUGGAAAUUAGAUGAAAUCGAGGGAUGCAUAGAUAUUGACGAGUGUCAAAAUUCCGAUGCUUGUACAAAAGAAAACGAAGUGUGCGUGUAUUCAGUUGGAUCAUUCCGUUGCGACUGUGCUGCAGAUCACAAACGCGACGAUAAAAACAAUUGUGUGCUCGAUAUUGAAGCACCUCCAUAUCGAUCAAUAGUGCCUCCCGAUCAGCUUCUACGCUUCAUUUCAAUGUCAUCUCUCGUUUUCAUCAUCACUUUCGUCGUCUGGUACCGAUAUCCAUUGCUCUACGUUCUUACGGCAAUCGCUGUCGUCGCACUAAUCUUAGUUGAUCUUUAUAUUACUCCACAAUCGGUUCCCGAUGAAGCGAAACGGUUCCUCGGAUACUAA
Caenorhabditis bovis is the source of this 1254-nucleotide messenger RNA. The record is from the annotation of a GenBank genome assembly. NCBI's taxonomy places the organism in Eukaryota, Metazoa, Nematoda, Chromadorea, Rhabditida, Rhabditidae.